Molecule: messenger RNA, 1067 nt
Organism: Brassica napus (rape)
Lineage: Eukaryota; Viridiplantae; Streptophyta; Magnoliopsida; Brassicales; Brassicaceae
Product: protein OSB2, chloroplastic-like
Exons: 4
Coding region: 114-899 (261 amino acids)
Biological process (GO): mitochondrial DNA replication; positive regulation of helicase activity
Cellular component (GO): mitochondrial nucleoid
Molecular function (GO): single-stranded DNA binding
Source: RefSeq, a predicted model, not a curated record
GACUACUCCGCGCCAACUAAACGACAGUCAUCACUAUCCAUCCAUCACUACUUCUCUUCAAUUUGUUUCCCUAAACCCUUCAGAAAUUAGGGUUCCUCGUUGGUUAUGAAAAGAUGAAUUUGAUUUCCAAAUCCUUGACGAGAAUCGAAUGCUCUCCGCUUUUCCAUCCCCAAAUCCCAUCCGGAAAUCGAAUCACCCCUCAGCGAAUCCGUUUCCACACCGCCGCCGCCGCUGUCUCCGGGAGUGGCGGAAAGAAACAAAGAGCCAAGGCGCCUCCGGAGAUUGUGACGGCGAAGAAGGAGAAGAAAUCGGGUCGGCCAAAUGAGAUAGCUUACGAGAAGGAAGCAGCGAAUUGGGUGAACCUGAUUGGGUUUGUGGAUCAGCCAGUUCAGUUCGAAGCUUCUUCCGACGGAAAGUUCUGGGCAGGCACUGUUAUCUCCCAGAGGUCUUCUUCAGAUUCCUCUGCUUUCUGGAUUCCGAUAAUAUUCGAAGGUGAUUUAGCGAAAACAGCAGAUCGAUAUAUAAGUAAAGACGAUCUUAUUCAUGUUUCUGGCAAGCUUUUUAUUGAUUCCCCUCCUCCAAAUAUGACUUAUGCUCAAUCCAAUGUCCAGGUAUUGGUACAGAAUCUUAGCUUUGUGCAGCCUGCUUCUCCGCCUUUGGUUAUAUCAUCAUCAUCUAAAAAGGAAGAAAAUGGCGUUAGGAAGCGGCCUGCUUCACCGCCUGUGGUUGUAGCAGCGUCUGAAAGUGGCAUUAAGAAACAGCCUGGUAUAUCUCUUAUCAACUCUUAUUCAGUGUCAUGGUUGAGAAUCCUGAUAAAUGGUGGGACAAUAGAAUUGACAAGAGAAACGCAAAAGCUCCUGAUUUCAAACACAAGGAGACAGGUGAAGCACUUUGGCUAAAUGAGUCUCCUACUUGGGUGUUAUCAAAACUGCCACCAGUCAAGAAGAGACAAGAAAUCACCGUCUCGUAGCCUUAUUAGAAUCGUUAUCGCCUUGUAAAGAGCUCCAAGUGUUUACAGAAUUAAUCAUUUUUCAAUCUCUAAGUUAACGCAUCAGAGUUGCUAUGAA